This is a messenger RNA of Ectocarpus siliculosus, 1889 nucleotides long. The record is from the annotation of a GenBank genome assembly. Lineage: Eukaryota; Phaeophyceae; Ectocarpales; Ectocarpaceae.
UCUCCCUCCUUCCCCCCUCAGCGCACGUCUUGCCACAACCUACACAUCCCCUUCCCCAAUUCACUGAAUGCCUCUGAGGAUCGGCGUUCUCUUCCUGGCUCUGCCUGCACGCGCCUUCCAUAAACAGCUCUAUUCAACGCGUUUCGGCGGCAUCGCUUCAUCAUCGGUGUUGGCUUUCAGUUCAACAGCAUCAGCACCGCUCACAGCAGCAGCAGCAGCAGCAGCAGCAGCAUCGGCACGCAGCAGCCCCGACUCCGCCACUUCGUCACGCCAAUACUGCACUACCAUGUCGUCUGAAGGAGAAUUUUCCAGCCGCUCGGUGGACCAGGUUGUCCUGUCCCGAGAGCAAGCGGAAGGCCAAGGGGCUCGAGUCCGCCGGAGCAUCGGCGGCGUCGCUCUCCGCAACUUCGAUCCCUUCCUCAUGCUCGACGAGUUUGACGUUGCCACGACGGCAGGCUUCCCUGACCACCCGCACAGGGGCUUCGAGACGGUGACCUACAUGCUCAAGGGCAUCAUGGAGCACGAAGACUUUUGUGGCCACAGGGGAAAGAUCGGACCUGGCAGCCUGCAGUGGAUGACAGCGGGGAAGGGUAUCGUGCAUGCCGAGAUGCCAACCGGACCAGACCGUGGGCACGGUCUCCAGCUGUGGGUCAACCUCAAGAGCGGCGACAAGAUGGUGUCCCCGGCUUACCAGGAGCUGAACGCCGAUGAGAUUCCCAGAGCGACAAAAGACGGCGUGACCGCCAUCGUCAUCGCGGGAGAAGCCCUGGGCAUCAGCUCCCCCGUCCAAACCAGAACGCCCACCCACUACAUCCACUUCAAGAUGGAGCCCGGGAGCGAACUGAAGCAGCCGAUCCCUACCAAUAUGAACGGGUUCCUGUAUAUUCUUGAGGGCAAGGCUGCGGUCGGGCCCGGCAGAGAGGAAAAGGAUCAGAUUCAAGCCCACAACACGGUCACCCUCACCAAGGGGGGCUCCGGCGUGCUGGUGAAGACGUUCGACUCCUCGGCCGACUUUGUCCUGGUCUGCGGGGAGCCCACCAACGAACCGGUCGUGCAGCAUGGGCCCUUCGUCAUGAACACUCGCCAGGAGAUCCAGGAAGCGAUGCUAGACUACCAGAGCAGCAGCAACGGCUUCGAGAAUGCGUCCAAGUGGUACUCUGAGAUCGGGCUUCCCAUGACACACGCCGACCGGCGCCGCUGAGAGCUUGGAUGACAAUCGGCCGUUGAUAGUUUUUGUCCGAGUGGGCUCUAUUGAUUUGGCCGUUCCGUCGAUGUAAUUCGGACAGAGAAGAAGUAUUGUAGCCCACUUCUUCUGUUGUCUUUGUUGUCAUGACGUGGGCGCACAUGGGUUGUGAAACAGCGCAUCACGUUGUGUCUCGUGUAUUUCUGUUGUAGCAUAGAGAGAGUGCAGCUGGGGCCCGCACUCAAGAAAAACAUGAAAUAUGUUCCGAAAAAGAACGUUGGAUUGCCACGAGAGAUGAGAACACUUGGCUACAGCUUUCGCGAAAAUUUGAGCACCUAGACUAUUUCUCACGGAAUACCGCUGUAGACUACAGCAAUAGUAGUGCGUUUUUUCGGGCCCGUCUUGUCAUGUUUCUCUUUGCCUUUUUUUUCUUCUUUUUUGUUGUUGACGAUUUCGUGUUAUACUGCUGUAGUUGCCCCGUGUAUCGCACACGCCAUGUCGCUUUUCCGCGAGAGCGCGUUGUCACCCUCUCUUCUGUCUUGGUGUGUGUGUGGAGAUGUUUGUGUUGCUUGGCAGAGAAGUAGCGCGGAUCGCCGCCUCCUGCUCAUGUACGACGUCAGAUAUGUAACAGCCGUGGAUGUAGUGGUCGCUUCGCAGAUGUAGUGACAUUACAACAUAAGGAGCCUGUAAAAAAGUUGCACCACAG